AUGUUGCAAAGGGGGACUGAAGACAUGGAACAUUGUGUGUGGCGUAGAAUUGGCUUCAAGGACAGACAGGAAUUCUUUUUCCAUUUAGUGGAGAAAGCGAUUUCAGUAUUGCAUUCGUGCGUAGUUAUUAUCUUUUCUAUUAGGCAUUUUAGCAGUGGGACGCGGGGUUUCAUUCCACUGCUGUCUUCACCACUCUGGAUCCAUUUUGAAUACACGCAAUCAACAACUACUAGAGGGAGGAGUGGUGAACGGAAAAUGUGGAAGGAGGUUUCAAUUUAUUUUGAUCCAUCCACUUUAGUGCGGGUCUGGUUGCAAAUGGGAACGUGA
Trypanosoma grayi is the source of this 327-nucleotide messenger RNA. RefSeq lists its product as hypothetical. Lineage: Eukaryota; Euglenozoa; Kinetoplastea; Trypanosomatida; Trypanosomatidae. The record is from RefSeq and is a predicted model, not a curated record. Bases 1 to 327 code for a protein of 108 amino acids. The transcript has a single exon.